UCUUUACAAACACGACAGGCUCAGGCUCGCUCUCUCUAUAUAUGCAUGUAUACAUCUGAGUGGCAAAUUCUUUUAUUCCUUUGUUCUUCUUUAAUCCUUCCUGCACGAAAUUCAAACAAGAAUAAUGUCUGACCAUGCGGAAUCGUCCGAUUCCAGGAAAUCGGGGAAGAAAGACUUCUCGACGGCCAUUUUGGAGAGGAAAAAGUCGCCGAAUAGGCUGAUCGUUGACGAGGCUGUUAACGAUGACAAUUCUGUCGUUUCGAUGCAUCCGGAGACUAUGGAGAAGCUCCAGCUCUUCCGCGGUGACACCAUUCUCAUCAAGGGCAAGAAACGGAAGGAUACAAUUUGCAUUGCUCUUGCUGAUGACACCUGUGAACCACCAAAAAUCAGGAUGAACAAGGUUGUUAGAUCUAACCUGAGGGUUCGACUUGGAGAUGUUGUAUCUGUGCACCAAUGCCCAGAUGUUAAGUAUGGAAAGCGUGUUCACAUACUGCCAAUUGAUGACACCAUUGAAGGUGUUACUGGGAAUCUGUUUGAUGCAUACCUCAAACCUUAUUUCUUAGAGGCUUACAGGCCUGUGAGGAAAGGGGAUCUUUUCCUUGUCAGAGGAGGGAUGAGAAGUGUAGAGUUCAAGGUCAUAGAAACUGAUCCAGGAGAGCAUUGUGUGGUUGCCCCAGAUACUGAGAUUUUCUGUGAGGGGGAACCUGUGAGAAGGGAGGAUGAGGACAGGCUGGAUGAAGUAGGAUAUGAUGAUGUUGGUGGUGUUCGGAAGCAGAUGGCUCAGAUUCGCGAGUUAGUGGAGCUGCCACUGAGGCAUCCUCAACUUUUCAAGUCAAUUGGUGUGAAGCCACCAAAAGGAAUUUUGCUUUAUGGACCCCCAGGUUCGGGAAAGACAUUGAUAGCUCGAGCUGUUGCUAAUGAAACUGGUGCAUUUUUCUUUUGUAUAAAUGGGCCAGAGAUAAUGUCCAAAUUGGCUGGAGAGAGUGAAAGCAAUCUGAGAAAGGCAUUUGAAGAAGCUGAGAAGAAUGCUCCUUCUAUCAUCUUUAUUGACGAGAUUGAUUCAAUUGCUCCCAAGCGCGAAAAGACUCAUGGUGAGGUUGAAAGACGGAUUGUCUCACAGCUUUUAACUCUUAUGGAUGGGCUCAAAUCUCGGGCACAUGUUAUUGUCAUUGGGGCUACUAAUCGUCCAAAUAGUAUUGACCCAGCAUUGAGAAGGUUUGGAAGGUUUGAUAGGGAGAUAGACAUUGGUGUCCCAGAUGAAGUUGGGCGCCUUGAAGUUUUACGAAUCCAUACAAAGAAUAUGAAACUCUCUGAUGAGGUUGAUCUGGAAAGGAUUGCAAAAGAUACCCAUGGUUAUGUUGGUGCUGACCUUGCUGCCCUAUGUACUGAAGCUGCACUUCAGUGCAUCAGAGAGAAGAUGGAUGUGAUUGACUUGGAGGAUGACUCUAUUGAUGCUGAGAUACUUAAUUCCAUGGCUGUUACAAAUGAGCACUUCCAAACUGCCCUUGGAACUAGCAACCCAUCUGCUUUACGUGAAACAGUUGUUGAAGUGCCCAAUGUUAGCUGGGAUGACAUUGGUGGUCUCGAGAAUGUUAAGCGGGAGCUUCAAGAGACUGUUCAAUAUCCGGUGGAGCAUCCAGAGAAGUUUGAGAAGUUUGGCAUGUCACCUUCUAAAGGUGUCCUUUUCUAUGGCCCUCCUGGAUGUGGGAAAACUCUACUGGCUAAAGCAAUUGCAAAUGAAUGUCAAGCUAACUUCAUAAGUGUCAAGGGUCCUGAACUACUUACAAUGUGGUUUGGUGAGAGUGAAGCCAACGUUAGAGAAAUUUUUGACAAGGCCCGACAAUCUGCACCAUGUGUCCUUUUCUUUGAUGAGCUCGACUCUAUUGCUACUCAGAGAGGAAGCAGUGUUGGUGAUGCUGGUGGUGCAGCUGAUCGGGUUUUGAAUCAACUUCUAACUGAAAUGGAUGGCAUGUCAGCAAAGAAGACUGUUUUCAUAAUUGGGGCCACCAACAGACCCGACAUUAUUGACCCAGCACUCUUGCGGCCUGGCCGUCUUGACCAAUUGAUUUAUAUUCCUCUUCCAGAUGAAGAGUCACGUCAUCAAAUCUUCAAAGCCUGUCUGAGGAAAUCACCUGUCUCGAAAGAUGUUGAUUUGAGGGCAUUGGCCAAGUAUACUCAAGGAUUCAGUGGAGCUGAUAUUACGGAAAUUUGCCAGCGGGCAUGCAAAUAUGCCAUAAGGGAGAAUAUAGAGAAGGAUAUUGAGAAAGAGAGGAGGAGAAGUGAGAAUCCAGAGGCAAUGGAUGAGGAUAUUGAGGACGAAGUGGCUGAGAUCAAGGCUGCUCAUUUUGAGGAGUCUAUGAAAUUUGCUCGCAGGAGUGUUAGUGAUGCUGACAUUCGCAAAUAUCAAGCAUUUGCUCAGACGUUGCAGCAAUCUAGGGGAUUCGGAUCAGAUUUUAGGUUUUCCGAAACAAGGACCAGUGGAGCCGCAUCUGAUCCAUUCACAACUUCAGCUGGUGGGGCUGAUGAAGAUGAUCUGUAUGAUUAAGUCUUCUAGUUAUUCAAAUAUAUUCAACUGACAUUUUGGCUUUGCGAGAAUGCAUGACAUGUUUAGCUUUUGGUUAAGACAGGGCAAUUUGUUGCUGGGUGGUGUCUGUUAUAACUUUCGCUUUCUUGUAAUAUGGAAUUUAGCGCUUAGCAGUGCAGGCUGACGUCUGUUUUACACUGUACCAUAUUACUAUAUGCGGAUACCUUGCGCUUGGAGGGCCAA
Messenger RNA from Hevea brasiliensis (rubber tree), 2767 nucleotides. RefSeq names its product cell division cycle protein 48 homolog. Gene Ontology annotation, biological process: mitotic spindle disassembly; retrograde protein transport, ER to cytosol; autophagosome maturation. The transcript is spliced from 9 exons. The coding region runs from base 125 to 2545 and encodes 806 amino acids. The record is from RefSeq and is a predicted model, not a curated record. NCBI's taxonomy places the organism in Eukaryota, Viridiplantae, Streptophyta, Magnoliopsida, Malpighiales, Euphorbiaceae. Gene Ontology annotation, molecular function: ATP binding; ATP hydrolysis activity; polyubiquitin modification-dependent protein binding. Gene Ontology annotation, cellular component: VCP-NPL4-UFD1 AAA ATPase complex; cytosol; nucleus.